Molossus molossus (Pallas's mastiff bat) is the source of this 1621-nucleotide messenger RNA. It is a transcript of the gene ZNF239, whose product is annotated as zinc finger protein 239. Gene Ontology annotation, biological process: regulation of transcription by RNA polymerase II. NCBI's taxonomy places the organism in Eukaryota, Metazoa, Chordata, Mammalia, Chiroptera, Molossidae. The transcript is spliced from 2 exons. Gene Ontology annotation, molecular function: RNA polymerase II cis-regulatory region sequence-specific DNA binding; DNA-binding transcription factor activity. The record is from RefSeq and is a predicted model, not a curated record. The coding region runs from base 1 to 1476 and encodes 491 amino acids.
AUGGGGGUCCCCUGGACCCUGCUCAGAGAAGCUGCACAAAGCUGUGAUGCUGCAGAACUACAGCCACUCAGUCUCAGUGGUUUGGGAAGAAAAGACCAGUCAGUAACUGGGAGUCAGAGUUAUACUGUGAAUCUUCAAGGAGAAGUGUACAGGAACCCUGAACUAGAUCUUUCUCUGUGUCAAAAGUGGGGAGAAGCCUCUUCUCACAUUUCCAGAAACAAGAGCAAUGGCAUGACCCUUCAAAGUCAUGAUUUACAAAACAUGGAAAGUAAAGAAUAUUUGUCUUUGAAAGUUCCUAGCCAAAUGGCCACACAGGACUCCUCAGUGACAUUUUGUAAGAAUGAGCCCCAGGAUCCUCAGGAAAGCAAAAGUCUGUUUGUAACUGAAGAAAGCACCGAGAGAAAAGCACUGGGAGGGAAAAGUCCUCCCACAGACCGUUGUUCAGAGACCCUUCAUAUUAGACUUGUGUCUGAUGUAAUAGAGCUGGUCUCACCAUUGUUCAGUAGCGAAGCUAUUUGCCAGAAUAGCCAAUUGAAAGAAUCCUUGGAUCCCUUUGACUGUGACUGUAGCAGCACUUAUGGUUGGAAGUCACGGGUGAUCGGUCAUCAGAGAGCUCAUACCAAGGAGCAUCCCUGUAAUCAUUCUGACUCUGGCAAAAUACCUAAUACCAGCCCAGAUAGUCAUCCACGUGAGAAAAGACGCAUUGCAGAGAAACAAUACCGAUGCAGUUGGUGUGGUAAGGAUUUCAGUGACAGCUCAGAACUACUACUUCAUCAGAGAGACCACAAAGAAGAAAAGCCCUACAAAUGUGAGCAGUGUGGAAAGGGCUUUGCAAGGAGCUCAAGUCUCCUCAUCCAUCAAGCAAUCCACACUGAUGAGAAACCUUAUAAAUGUGACAAGUGUGGGAAGGGCUUCACAAGGAGUUCAAGUCUGCUCAUUCAUCACGCCGUCCAUACAGGCGAGAGACCGUAUAAAUGUGACAAGUGUGGGAAGGGCUUUAGUCAGAGUUCCAAACUGCAUAUCCACCAGCGAGUGCACACCGGCGAGAAGCCCUAUGAGUGUGAGGAGUGUGGAAUGAGCUUCAGUCAGCGCUCUAACCUGCACAUUCACCAGCGAGUCCACACGGGAGAGAGGCCCUACAAAUGCGGAGAGUGCGGGAAGGGCUUCAGUCAGAGUUCGAACCUUCACAUUCACCGGUGCAUACACACAGGGGAGAAGCCUUACCAAUGCUAUGAGUGUGGGAAGGGCUUCAGCCAGAGCUCAGAUCUCCGCAUCCAUCUCAGAGUUCAUACUGGGGAGAAGCCCUAUCACUGCGGCAAGUGUGGGAAGGGAUUUAGCCAGAGCUCAAAACUCCUCAUCCACCAGAGAGUACAUACUGGAGAAAAGCCCUAUGAGUGCAGCAAGUGUGGGAAGGGCUUCAGCCAGAGCUCCAACCUCCACAUCCACCAGCGGGUUCACAGGAAAGAUCCCUGUUAAUGAGCUCUUCAAUUAUAUGCUCGUGCUCUAAAGACUUAAAUAGUUUUAACAUCACUCUUACUUUUAUAUUCUAUGAAAGAGAAAGAUAAUGCGUUAUUAAGAUAUGUUCCCUUACUGAAAAGAAUCCACUCAUUUAAAUUAUUUA